Molecule: messenger RNA, 1067 nt
Organism: Eucalyptus grandis
Lineage: Eukaryota; Viridiplantae; Streptophyta; Magnoliopsida; Myrtales; Myrtaceae
Product: histone deacetylase 14-like
Source: RefSeq, a predicted model, not a curated record
UUACAGGUUCGCGGUGAUGAGAUUGUUGAACUUCCAACUGUUAAGCCUGCUUCUGUGGAUGAUCUAGUGCAUGUUCACACAAGAGCUUAUGUAUUGGGUCUUGAGAAGGCCAUGGACAAGGCUUCAGAAAAGGGCAUCAUUUAUAUUGAAGGCUCUGGACCAACAUAUGCCACUGCCACUACAUUCCAGGAGUCACUUGUCGCAGCUGGAGUUGGAAUGGCUUUAGUUGAUUCAGUGGUAGACGCAUCCAGAAUCACCCAAAAUCCACCAACAGCUUUUGCUUUGAUUCGACCUCCAGGCCACCAUGCCAUUCCAAAAGGACCAAUGGGUUUCUGCGUUUUUGGAAACAUAGCUAUAGCAGCUCGCUAUGCUCAACGUGUUCAUGGAUUGAAGCGCUUCAUUAUUGAUUUUGAUGUUCAUCAUGGAAAUGGGACCAACGAUGCUUUCUAUGAUGAUCCAGACAUAUUUUUUCUUUCGACACACCAAGAUGGAAGCUAUCCAGGUACGGGUAAAAUCGAUGAGAUAGGUGUUGCAGAUGGUGAAGGCACAACCCUUAAUCUGCCACUACCUGGGGGCUCUGGUGACAUUGCUAUGAGGACUGUGUUUGAUGAAAUCAUUGCACCAUGCGCACAAAGGUUCAAGCCAGAUAUCAUUCUCGUCUCAGCCGGGUAUGAUGCUCAUGUGUUGGAUCCACUAGCAAGUUUGCAGUUCACUACAGGAACAUAUUAUGCACUGGCCUCCAACAUCAAGCAACUUGCGGAAGAACUUUGUGGGGGACGCUGCAUUUUCUUUCUGGAAGGAGGAUACAACCUCCAAUCACUCUCCUACUCCGUAGCGGACUCUUUCCGAGCUUUCCUUGGGGAGCCGAGCCUGGCGUCAAAGUUUGAUGACCCUGCGAUAUUGUACGAGGAACCCUUGGCCAAGGUGAAGCAAGCAAUACAGAGAGCGAAGCACUUGCAUUCAUUGUGAAGAUUCCCAAGGAUUAGAUGAAGUGCCUUCCCAUCGCCAUCUAUCGGCUUUCUGUAUGGUUCCUAGAACAGAUGUACGGUUAAACCAACUUGGCGGUC